Eriocheir sinensis (Chinese mitten crab) is the source of this 1215-nucleotide messenger RNA. RefSeq lists its product as uncharacterized. Bases 38 to 1078 code for a protein of 346 amino acids. Lineage: Eukaryota; Metazoa; Arthropoda; Malacostraca; Decapoda; Varunidae. The transcript is spliced from 2 exons. The record is from RefSeq and is a predicted model, not a curated record.
UUCCUUCUCUUUGAUAUCACACAAAUAAACAUUACAAAUGGCAACCAAAACCUUCCGCAAAGAGGAGAUCCGACGUGUCGUCUACGGCACUUGCUUGGUGGAUGCGCCCGUGGGCGGGUGCAGUGUGGAGGCCGCGCCCAUCCGGGUGACGGUCAGCGUCCGCCGGCGCCGCGGGUGCUGGGGAAGGCUGGCCGGAGCCUGGAAGGAGGCGGCCGCGUUUUCCUUCGUCGACAGGCCGCGGGCCCCCUUCUUAUCCAACGCCUUCCUGGACAUGGAGCACAUCUUCAGGUACAGCAGCGAGGAAGAUGCGGGCGCGGCACAAGUUAAGAUCUGUCUGACGCUCCUUACCGGCCAGACGCGCGUGGUCAAAGUGGGCCUGGAAGACUUCCUGGGCCAGCUGAUGCAGAGCGGCCGCCCAGAGUGCUUCACUCUGUACGUCUACGAGGGGAAGGUCGCCCUGCUGCAGACCCGCCAGCCAGUCCCGGAGGUUCUGACGGAGUGGUUGUUUGACGGGAAGGGAAAUGACACCCACAAAGGGUCAAGUUACAAGGGCCGUGCCUGCUCUGACCCCGAGGUCACGGAGAUAGACAAGUGUCAAGAAAAGAUGGACACCUGUGACUCAGAGGAAAGUGCAUGGCAAACCCCUGAGAAUGACGCAGAGGAAAGCGCAUGGGGAACCCCCGAAGAAGACUCAGAUGUGAGUGCAUGGGAAACCGCUGAAGAAGACUCAGACAUGAGUGCAUGGGAAACAGCUGAAGAAGAUUCACGAGUGAGUGCAUGGGAAACCGCUGAAGAAGACUCAGAAGAGAGUGGAGAUGACUCAGGCGAGGAGAGUGGACUUGGCACUGAUGAAGACGAAGAUAUGGAGAGUGGAUGGGAGUCAGACGAUGAAGACUCAGAGGAGGAGAGUGAGCUUGAGGCUGUCGGAGACUCGGAUGAGAGUGGAUGGGAAACUCUUGAAGAAGACGCCGAGGAGGAGGCUGGAUGUUACUAUUGUUUUUCUCAUUCUUAUUUACAACUUAUAUCUAUCAUUCUACCCUUACAACUUUUCUACGUACCUUCAAGGCUCGUUUCGUGAUCAGUGGGCACCUGUGACAGACACUGACAGACAGACUGGUUAGGUAGUAGUAGUAGUAGACAAUAGAUUAACAGAGAUAUACGUAGCCUACAAAUAAUAAGGUAGACAGACGGACAGAUAGAUAGGCAGACAGACAG